CACAAACCCAAUCAAACUAACCCUAACACCAAACAAACCACGCACGUAUAUAUAAAUCAAUCUUGUCGUCGACUUCAUUUCUGAACUCAAAACCCUAGCUGCAGCUGCACUUUCACUGAUCUACGCCUCCCGCGUCCCGCCCUCUAAAUCACAAAUAUGAAGGUUGUAGCAGCUUACUUGUUGGCUGUGUUGGGCGGCAACGCCUCCCCCUCUGCCGAUGAUAUUUCCGAUAUCCUCUGCUCAGUUGGAGCUGAGGUCGAUCAGGAAAGAGUCGAAUUGCUUUUGUCUCAAGUUGCCGGCAAAGAUAUUACUGAGUUGAUUGCUGCUGGAAGGGAGAAAUUGGCUUCCGUACCUGCUGGAGGUGGUGCAGUUGCUGUCUCCGCACCUUCUGGUGGAGGUGGUGGUGCUGCACCUGCUGCAGCUGCCGAGGCAAAGAAAGAAGAGAAAGUGGAAGAGAAGGAGGAAUCCGAUGAUGUAAGCUGGCAAAACUUGAAUACUUUUCCAACUUUCUUGAUGCAUAUAGUAUUCAUGUUUGCAAUGUUCUGAGAGGUUUACCUCCUGGACUAAUAAUAUCUAUUUCUUUUGCAGGAUAUGGGUUUUGGUCUCUUCGACUAAGAAAUUUGCAAAACAUUUGCAAUGGCAACUGUCUAUCUUUGUCGUAGUAGAGAAUUCUCUUUUUAUGAUUUUGACUUAGUUUUUAGUUGGAGAAGAAUUUGUUGCUUGAAUGAGUCCAGUUGCACAAUGAAGAUAUAAUACUCUCAAUUUUGAAUUUCAUGUUGUGUUGGAUUAAUGUACCUCUACUUCUUGAUUAGCUCCUAUGUUUUUGCAAGAUUGUUUUUCCUUUAGAAAA
Messenger RNA from Salvia miltiorrhiza (redroot sage), 850 nucleotides. RefSeq names its product 60S acidic ribosomal protein P2A. Gene Ontology annotation, biological process: cytoplasmic translational elongation. Bases 157 to 546 code for a protein of 129 amino acids. Gene Ontology annotation, molecular function: structural constituent of ribosome. Gene Ontology annotation, cellular component: ribosome; cytosolic large ribosomal subunit. NCBI's taxonomy places the organism in Eukaryota, Viridiplantae, Streptophyta, Magnoliopsida, Lamiales, Lamiaceae. The transcript has 3 exons. The record is from RefSeq and is a predicted model, not a curated record.